AUGCUUUCCAACAUUGCCGCCUUCCUCCUCCCAGCCCUCGCUUUGGCGAACCCGGUCCCUGCAGCUCAAUCUGCCGCCAUCGACCCAAGUCUCAUCACCAUUCUUGACCACUCUUACUCAGGCAAUGGUUGCCCCCAGGGAUCCGUCUCCAACAGCUCUUCUACAGACAAGACGGUCAUUACAUUCGGUUUCGACCAGUUCCAAACCUACUACGGCCCCGGCACCCAGCAAAAAGACUGGUCUAAGGCUUGCCAGCUCCACUUGAACCUCAAGUACCCCGGAGGAUUCCAGUACGCCGUCGUCGAAGCCACCUACCACGGGUGGGCACGUCUGGACAAGGGCGUCACCGGCACCUUCCUGACCACCUACUUCUUCUCCCAGAAUGCCGCUGCAACCUCCACCACGCGCAUGACAGCCCAAGGCGGCGGCAAGCUCGCCGAAGGCGAAGUCUACACCAAGAACGACAAGGUCGAGACCACGGCCGUCGUCUGGUCGCCCUGCGGCACAAACGGCCUCCUCAACAUCAACAACCGCAUCUCCCUGACCUCGUCCAACACCAGCGCCUACGGCGAGCUGUCCAACGAUGAUGCUACCGUCGCUUUCACUCAGCAGGUCCAUGUUGCGUGGCAGCCUUGCACGCCCUCCAGCGGCAACGGAAACGGUGGCAUCGAGAUUGGCUGGCCUAAGGCUGUUGAGUCGGAGCUUGAUAUCUAG
This is a messenger RNA of Periconia digitata, 714 nucleotides long. The record is from the annotation of a GenBank genome assembly. NCBI's taxonomy places the organism in Eukaryota, Fungi, Ascomycota, Dothideomycetes, Pleosporales, Periconiaceae.